GGCUGGUGGAAUAAAAAGUUUUAAACACUAAACAACACAACAUACUUUACAACAAAACAGAUUUACCAAAUUUACCGUAAAGUUGUAUUUAUGCUAUUUCAGUUUUAAAAGUAUGGAAGGUAUUUGCAGAGGCUGUUUACUUAAAUACAAUGAUUCAGAGUUUAACACAUAUUCUGAAAAGAACAGGAGACUGUUUGUUUAUUCAACCGGCAUCCAGGUGAAGAGAAAUGAUGCUUUCACAUUUCAGCUCUGUAAAACAUGCUAUUCUUGUAUGAAAAUAUCAUGUAAUUUUAAGAAAUCAUGUAGAACUUCUGAUAAGAAGUUGAAAAACUUUUUGUAUUUGAAAGAAAGUGGUGACAGUGUUGAUUUCAGUACAUUCCUAGUUAAUGACGAUUCUUCCAAAAUCAGGUACCCAAUAAAUGAUCAGUAUGAAACACUAAACUUUAAUAAAAACAAAGAUGAUGACAAUGUAUCAACAUCAACAAGCAUUCGUAAUUUCAUGAAGGACAUCCUCCAAGGCGAUGAGAUACCAGAUAAUGAGGCUCGUAUCAUCAGUGAAGUUAUAAAGGAAGAAGCCGAUAUAUCUGAUAAUUCACUAGACUCGCAUUGGCUGCAGGAUGAUGUUUCGGUUGAUACGGAAUUUAGAUUGGAUUUUAGCUUCAGUCCAUUUUCAACUCCUCGGUCAAUUAUAAACGAUCAUUGUUACACAUCUCAACAAACAAAUCAUGAAGAUAAUGAACAAACUUAUACCAAAGGAAAAUCAACUUCCCCUGACGCCAUUUGCACAGAACAAAACGAAUUUAACAUAGAAAAUGACAAAAAUCAAGAAGAUGAUGUGAAUUUUGUAAAUAAUGUACAAAAUAGAUGUGUUAUUGAUAAAAAUUUGGAGAAUGCUUUGAAAAAUGAUGGGACUGAUAAUUUUUCGUUGGAUGCUAUAUUGGCUACUCCUCCAAUGAUACCAAAUGCAUGGGCACCAUCAACACCUACUAUAAACAAUAUACUGUUUGGUGAAAAACUUGAAGAUGUUCACAAAUCAGGACAUAAUAUAGAGAAAUUCGAAGAAGUGGAAGGCACAAUCAAUGUUUUGGAUGAAUUUAUAACAUUAAAAGAUUUUACAAACGAUUAUAACCAAGAAAUUGAAAUAUCAAAUCAGGAAACUCCAGAAGAUGUUAAUUUAGUACAAGAUAAAAGUAUAGAAAGUGUUAAAUCAAAUCAUGAAUCAACUCAAAAUCAAAGUGAAGAUUCUAAUCAAAUAGAAACAAGUGUAAAUGAACCAGAAAAAUAUAUACAAGAAUCAAAUGUAGUUUUUAAAAAACCAUUAUCGCCUAUAGAGAAUAAGUGUUCUAUAGAGGAAAAGUAUUGUAAAAUGUGUGAUUUGAAAUUAAAAACCGUUAGAGGUCUUCAGUUACAUAUGAGUAAAACGCAUAAGUUAAAAGUCCUUGUAAAGUCUCAGUUUAAGAAAGAACUCAUGAUCUGUGAUUACUGUGGGAAAACAUUUUCUUCAAAGAAAGAGUUCUUCAUAAAACACAUUGCGUUACAUAUGAAUCCUGAUUUGUAUCGCUGUAAUAUAUGUUCAUUAACAUUCAGUACGGAAGGACGGCUUAGAAUGCAUCAAUCAACACACACUGGAGUUGUAUCUAAGAAACCCGUAGAAAAGAAAUUCAUAUGUUCAAUUUGUGGAGCGUGUUGUUCAACAAAUUCCAAUUAUGUACUGCAUUUGCGGAGACAUAGCGGCAAUUAUCUCUGCAAGUGCGAAGAUUGUGGCGCCGGCUUCUAUAGGAAGGGUGACCUUGCUGUACAUAUGAGAAGUCACACAGGAGAAAAGCCCUUUAAAUGUAAAUAUUGUAUUAAAGAUUUUGCAAGACACGCCACGCUCAAUAAACACAUGAAACUUCAUACAGGGGAGAAGCCUUUCGCCUGUAAGUUUUGCGGUAAAAAAUUUACAACUUCGUACAAUUUAAAUGUACAUCAAAUGAGAUCAGUACAAUGUAUGCAGAUACAAGAAAAGCUGGCAUUUUCAGACGUCCCGGUGGAAAACUGACUAUAACUCAGAUUUUUUUAUUGUGAUAUUAGAAAACUAAGAAAAUAAAUCAUUAUUGAUCAUG
Messenger RNA from Colias croceus (clouded yellow), 2105 nucleotides. RefSeq names its product zinc finger protein 333-like. The coding region runs from base 113 to 2041 and encodes 642 amino acids. Gene Ontology annotation, biological process: regulation of transcription by RNA polymerase II. Gene Ontology annotation, cellular component: nucleus. Gene Ontology annotation, molecular function: RNA polymerase II cis-regulatory region sequence-specific DNA binding; DNA-binding transcription factor activity, RNA polymerase II-specific; zinc ion binding. The record is from RefSeq and is a predicted model, not a curated record. The transcript is spliced from 10 exons. NCBI's taxonomy places the organism in Eukaryota, Metazoa, Arthropoda, Insecta, Lepidoptera, Pieridae.